Messenger RNA from Lontra canadensis (Northern American river otter), 2133 nucleotides. RefSeq names its product BSCL2 lipid droplet biogenesis associated, seipin (gene BSCL2). Gene Ontology annotation, cellular component: endoplasmic reticulum membrane. NCBI's taxonomy places the organism in Eukaryota, Metazoa, Chordata, Mammalia, Carnivora, Mustelidae. The coding region runs from base 656 to 2041 and encodes 461 amino acids. The record is from RefSeq and is a predicted model, not a curated record. Gene Ontology annotation, biological process: lipid droplet organization; lipid storage. The transcript has 12 exons.
CUCUCCAUAGCCUCUGAGUGUCUGUUGUAAGUUAGUUCUUCCACUUGAGAACGCACUCUCGCGCCCGCCAUCCCCCCAAUCCCGGCGAUCUCCGAUCCUAGACAAUGUCUAACCUGAUUUGACUGGCCCUAUUCCUGGGGUAUGCCAAGCCUUCCACCUGCCGCACACACUCUCAGAUCUACAGACUGAUGAUCCUCUCCCCAAGAACGCUAACACAGGAGCUGUCCUCUGAGACUCUGGAUGACUUUAUUCUUCAAAUGGCUUUACCCUUCUCAUAGCUCCAGGCAUUCUGAAUCCAGACUAGGACGGACCUGGAAGGAGCAGAGGCCCAGGCCGACUCCCCGCCACCCCCUCAAAUGGGGUGGUCUGGACCUGUGACAUCGCCUGCUGUGGAGUCUGUACUGGCUGCGGGGGACCCUGCUCAUUUGAAAAUCUGACAUCAGCUGGGCAGUGGCCCCCCUUCUCCCUCCUCCCUCUGCUCUGACAUAGCAUGUAGUACCUGAAUCUUCUUUUCUUUCCCAGGGACCCUCCAUUCCCUAUAUCCAGGAAAAUGUGAUGAGCUACAGGUAUCAGCUUCUAGAUCACCAACCACUUCAUGUUCUAGCCACGAGUGACUCGAGUGGAAGAUCCGGGGGCAACGAGGUUCAUUAGGAAGAUGCCUAAAGAACAAGGAGAAGAAGCUGGGGGAAAAGAGGUGUGCAGAUACCAGAUCAAAGAAUCGGACAAAGAAGAGGAACCACCAGCUGCUUCAUCCCAUGGCCAGGGGUGGCGUCCAGGUGGCAGAGCAGCUAGGAACUCAAGGCCUGAACCUGGGGCCAGACACUCUGCACUCCCUGCCAUGGUCAAUGACCCACCAUUACCUGCCUUACUGUGGGCCCAGGAAGUGGGCCACGUCUUGGCAGGUCGUGCCCGCAAACUGCUGCUACAGUUUGGGGUGCUCUUCUGUACCAUCCUCCUCCUGCUCUGGGUGUCUGUUUUCCUCUAUGCCUCCUUCUACUAUUCCUACAUGCCCACAGUCAGCCAUCUCAGCCCCGUGCAUUUCUACUACAGGACUGACUGUGAUUCCUCCUCGUCCUUACUCUGCUCCUUCCCUGUUGCCAAUGUCUCGCUGGCUAAGGGUGGACGUGACCGGGUGCUGAUGUAUGGACAGCCGUACCGUGUUACCUUAGAGCUUGAGCUGCCAGAGUCCCGUGUGAAUCAAGAUCUGGGCAUGUUCUUAGUGACCAUUUCAUGUUACACCAGAGGUGGCCGGAUCAUCUCCACUUCUUCGCGCUCCGUGAUGCUGCAUUACCGCUCAGACCUGCUCCAGAUGCUUGACACGCUGGUCUUCUCCAGCCUCCUGCUGUUUGGCUUUGCGGAGCAGAAGCAGCUCCUGGAGGUGGAGCUGUACCCGGAGUACAGGGAGAACUCGUACGUGCCGACCACCGGAGCCAUCAUCGAGAUCCACAGCAAGCGCAUCCAGAUGUACGGGGCCUCGCUCCGCAUCCAUGCCCACUUCACUGGGCUCAGGUACCUGCUGUACAACUUCCCGAUGACCUGCGCUUUCAUCGGCGUCGCCAGCAACUUCACCUUCCUCAGCGUCAUUGUGCUCUUCAGCUACAUGCAGUGGGUGUGGGGGAGCAUCUGGCCCCGACACCGCUUCUCUUUGCAGGUGAGCGUCCGGAAACGAGGCGGUUCCCAGAAGGCAGUGCAGCAACAGAUCUCUGCCCGGCAUGCAGGCACAGGACCCCAAGGCCAGGAGGAGUCGACCCAGCUGUCAGACAUCACAGAGGACAGCGAGAGCCCUGAAGAUCCCCCAGGGGCAGAGGGCCAGCUCCCUGAGGAGGAGAAAGCAGAUCAGCAGCCCUUGAAUGGAGAGGAGGAGCUGGAGCCAGAGGCCAGUGAUGGCUCCUGGGAAGACGCAGCUUUGCUGACGGAGGCCAACCUGCCGGCUCCUGCUGCCGCCCUGGUCCCCUCCCCCAACCCUGCCCCGGAGACUCUGGGCAGCUCUGAACCCUCUGGGGACAAUCUCCGACAGCGCCCCAUCUGCUCUAGUUCCUGAAGAGAACAGGGCAGAGUCCUCACAUUCCAGUCCUUUCUCCCCUGACCCCUUCCCCUAUCCUGUGGCUCCCCCAAUAAACUAUUUUCAUGCCA